Molecule: messenger RNA, 3732 nt
Organism: Kwoniella botswanensis
Lineage: Eukaryota; Fungi; Basidiomycota; Tremellomycetes; Tremellales; Cryptococcaceae
Exons: 2
Coding region: 1-3732 (1243 amino acids)
Molecular function (GO): protein binding; mRNA binding
Source: RefSeq, a predicted model, not a curated record
AUGCCCCCACCGACCAUACCAUUCGCUGCUCGAUCUCGGGUCCUCGCUCCCCACCCAUCCUCAACCACACUCUCCCAUGUGCUAGGACUCGUACAGAAUGGCUACCUGGACAAAGCAUCGAGGGUGGCAGUAGCGCAGAUCAGGCGGAGCAGUGGAGUAGCUGGAUCUGGAUCUGGAUCUGGUGUUGGAUCAUCAUCGAUCGGAAGCACCAAAUCACCGAGCUCAUCUCUCGAAAGGCGAUCCAUGUCACAACGGCAGAACUUCCGAACGUAUUCUGCCAGUGCUGCUCAAACGGUCGAUCAUGAGUCUCAAGAUUACCAUCAACAUCACCAUUCCUCCCCAUCUACUUCUGAUCAAUCCUCAUCAUCUACCUUCCAUCAGUUCUCAGUCCCACUUUCCGAGCGACCUCGUCGAUCGAAGUACACAUCGUUUCAACCUAAUCAACCAAUACGCGAUCAAGCAAUAACCAAAGAUAAGAAAUUCUUCGUCGCAUUCGAUUAUCCCGAUCCGUGGUCAAUGUUACCGGAAGACUUCUAUUCUAGAUUAUACAACGGUGCUUUCCAAUCUGCUUCUCACUUCUCACACGAUUUCGAACUCAAAUCUUUCGAAACUCGUCAUCUAGGGUCGAUAGGGAAUCUGUUAGGUGUCUUUGCGUUAUUUAGGGAUACGGCAGAACAUGAAGAUUGGUUAUGGUUGAUAUCGAAAUUAGAUCGAUUGACAGAGAUACUAGAUAAUGUCAAACCACCUCCUCGACAGCGCGGGUUGACAUCCCUGGUAUGCUCCAUUAGAGGAUACGCCCUGGCUCUCACGGGCGAUAGUGAAAAAGCCAAAGAGGUAUUAGCAAAUUUACAAUAUCUAGAUGCAAGGAACCCCGGAAAUACCUUACCGACUUCUUAUUCUAUUGCUGCUUUAGCAUACGUGGAGAUGGGAGAAUGGGAGUUGGCGAUGAAAAGGAUACGGGGAGCCAUCGAUAGAGCGGUCCAAAGGAUGACCAGCAAUGAUGCUACCAAACUCAGACAGGAAUGCGAUUAUCCCUCAUUCGAUUUCGGUUUACUACAAUCUUACGAAAAGUCAGUCUUGGAUGCCUCUAGAAAUGACGAUUUGAUCGAAUUGGUCAGAACCGCCAGUUAUACCGUAAGGAAAUUCCUGAUCAACUCGACUCAACGUCCUCAUCCAUUCUCCAUGCAGCUCACCAAUCUCUUACUUGGAUCCCUCGCCCGGGUCGGAUCGCCCGUCGAAUGGUGGACAGAUCGAUUCAACGCAGAUUCCAGUGUCAACACGAGGACACUGGGUAUUUUCUUGUUUAUUGCCAUCACUCGUGAUCGCACGAAGCUUCAAGAAGCCAUCAACCUCUUAGAUAUUUUCAUCGCCAACGGGACUUCCGUACCGACCUCUGCAGCUAUCAGCCUCUGUUCACUCCUUGUGACGGAAUCAACUAGUGAUGCUUGGAAGCUGUAUCAAAGGAUAUGUCAAGAAUACCCAAAUUUCACUCAUGGUGCUUUAUCUCAGGCUAUGCGUCUGGCUGGUCAAGCAGGUUGGGUAGAGGAAGAACAGAGAUUAUGGAAUCAGAUAUCCGCCAAUUAUACCCCCACCGGCAAAGACCGUUUGGUAGCUGCUCGGUAUCACGCCUAUAGAGGAAGAGUAGCAGAUACAUUAGCAAUGCUCGAAACUCGUGUCGGACCGAAUUUUGAAUCGAAACCCGCUGCGUUAGAGAUACUCUUCACGGCUUAUAUCAAUGCAAAUAACUCGCAAGGCGCUGAACGAGUUCUACACCAAAUUAACGCCAUCGAACCUCGUUUAUACCCUUACAACGCUCUCCUACAGCUGUACGCAGAUCAAGUCAACGUAGAAGCCGCUGUGAGAUUGUUCGACGAAUUGUCCAAUUCUACCUUACGACCUGACAUCCACUCUUACACCGCUCUCAUCUCGCUUUUCGCCCAUCGACGUGAUCCUGUCAACGCAGAUAAUGUCUUCCAAGCGAUGAUAGACGCGGGUAUUGAACCUGAUGCGAUUGCCUAUGCGGCAGUGAUUGACGCAGAAGUGGAAACUGGAGAAUGGGUAGCUGCCCUCGACCGAUAUAAUCGACUUCCAAGACAAUUCAAACACCAUCAAGCUGUUUCUACUGCAAUUAUCAAAGCUCUUGUAGCUCUGUCAUCGCCACCUGAGCACGUCAUGAGUGUCUUCCGUCGAAUUACCAAUCCAAAUCCACAUACUUGGGCACUCGUUAUUCAAAACGCCUGUGAUGCAAGUGAGAUGGAAGUUGCUCGAGAACUGUACGAAGAGAUGGACAAUGCGUCUAAAUCCAACAAGGGACCUUCACCUGAUGCCUAUGCCUUUUCGAUCCUCUUACAUGGUUAUAUGCGAUUAGGGGACGGUGCGUCUGCCCGAGCGGUCUACGACGAAAUGCUUUCUAGGGAAGUAUUACCGUCAAGUGUGACUUAUGGAAUGAUCGUCAAGUCAUUCGCAGAGGCGAGAGGGGAGAGAUCACUGGAACAAGCUCAUGAUUUCGCUAUGAACGUUUCGAAACAGGCCAAAGCUGGUAAUAUCGCUGAUAGAAGACAUGAGAAAGCCCUAAUCAACCAGAACAUCUUCAGUCCCCUUGUGGUCGCUCACGGCAAGAAUCAGAACUUCGAUAUGGCUCAGAAGUACUUUGAUCUCGCUCAAGAUGGAUCAGGAGAAAAUAGGGAGAGUGUACAUAUGUAUACGCAAUUGAUGGAUGUUUAUAGACGUGCGGGAGACUCGGAGAAGGUACUGGAAAUUUGGAAUAAAACUUUCCAGUUGGCUUGCGACACGACAUCUUUUAGGAAAUCUACCUCGGAAGGAGAACAAGGAGGUGUAUUACCGACGAGUCGAAGUAACGAUAAUGUCCUUUGUAUACCGCUUUCAAUUGCGCUGGACAGUCUAUCGAUCGCGGGGAAUUACCUUCAAGUGAAGAAGAUAUGGAAUGACGUCCAAGAUGCUGGAUUCGGAUUUGAUGCCGGGAAUUAUAAUCAUCUGUCUGUCGCUUUGGCUCGAACCGGUGAUAUAGAGGGGGCUUUCAAAAUUGCCGAUCAGAUCUUGCUUAGGAGGUACGAAGAAAUCAAGUUUAGAAAGAAUGAAGCUAUGAGGGAAAGUCAGAAACUUAAAUCUGUCCAGCUCGAACCAGAUCAGGAUUAUCGAGAAGUAUAUGACAACCCUCUCGAGGCGGAGACAUUCGAUAUCACCGAUAGACCUGUUGAACCAUUCCAAGGACCUCCCAAUCGACGACACAUGUUUCAUGGUCGAUCACCUUUCACUUCUGAAGCGAGGAAUGACCCGACGAGCGAAUUGGAAUUAAAGUUGUUAUCCAGUUGGAGACCUAGUGAUAUACUUUGGAGACCUUCCUUGUUGACGAUCAGUGUGUUGGAUACGGCAUAUGCUCAAUUGGAAGAUGCGAAAGCUAGGAGAGCAUGGCUACCAUUGAGUAUAAGUGAUGAGAAUGAUAAUGAGGAUGCCACCGCAGGUACCAUUACAAGUGGCUCCGUAGCUGGUGGAGUCGAAGUAGGAGAAAGGAAGAAGAGGACCUAUGGGAUCGUUUUACCUUUAUUCGGAGGUGUACCUGUCCGUAAUCAUUAUACCGGACAACCCCAUCGUAAAGGACCGACAGAGUUGUUGAAAUCGAUAAAUAAACGAUAUGCCAGACUUGUGGGAUUGAUCAUGUUUCAUAGGAAGAAGAGGAUGGCUAGGAAGAUUAGGGAUAGACAAGGAAGGUAG